Acaulospora morrowiae is the source of this 963-nucleotide messenger RNA. Lineage: Eukaryota; Fungi; Glomeromycota; Glomeromycetes; Diversisporales; Acaulosporaceae. The record is from the annotation of a GenBank genome assembly.
AUGGAUCCUUGUGCAGACGAGUUUUUGACUUCAGAAGAACCCGAUGAUCGAGUAGUUCGUCAGUUAGUGCUUGAUUACCUUAUACAUAAUUGCUAUGGUGAAACAGCCAAAGUUUUCUUUAAAGAUAGCCAGGACCUAAGUACUGCUACCUCCAAAGAAGACAAUUACUCUAAUGGUUGCAUCAAAAAUGGAAAAUUCCCAAACGGUAAUUCCGCGUAUGAACAAAAUCACAAAAAUGAAACCGACGCAGAGGGUGAUUUAGAAAUGACCGACCCAAAUCUAGAGGGCUAUAUACACGUUAAUGCCUACGGCAAUUCUUUAUCACAAGAUACCUCAAAGCUUCUCAUGUUACUAGGGAAUAAACAAAAUAGCAAAAGCGGGUUUGAUGUAGAAUUUGCAUUGAAAAGUCUUGGAGUAAGAAAACAAAUACGCGAAUAUAUAAUAGCUGGUAAUAUCCCAGCUGCAUUAUUAUUGUGCCAAGCUACUUUCCCGAAGGUUGUGGCUGUAGAUGAAGAUGAUCUAGCAACCUCACGAUCUACAGAGAUGCGCUUCAAACUUCAUUUACAACAGUUCAUUGAAACUGUACGUGCAGGAAACUCCGAAGAGGCUUUAAUGUUCGCGCUAACAGAGUUGCGCAAGUAUACAGAACAUGGGGACCCAAAUGAAAAGAAAAAAUACCGUGAUUCAUUGGAUGAGGUGAUUUCGAUAAUCGCAUAUACGGAACCGGAAAAUUCCCCAUCCGCGAAAUUUUUUGCUCAAACACGUCGUGAUCAAUUAGCAGACGAAAUCAACAGCAUGAUACUUUCAUAUGACAAUCAAAUGAACGAAUCGGCACUCGAACGAAUUAUAAAGCAGGCAACUGUAGUACGUGAAUAUUUACACAACGCUAUGUCAAAAGGACAAAAAACAAGCAAGGUAUAUGCGAAAUGGCAACUCUCCACGUUUAUUCAAGAGGGCAGUUGA